Paramuricea clavata is the source of this 591-nucleotide messenger RNA. Lineage: Eukaryota; Metazoa; Cnidaria; Anthozoa; Malacalcyonacea; Plexauridae. The record is from the annotation of a GenBank genome assembly.
AUGACAGCUGAUGUGAUGGUGGUGGUUGUGAUGACAGUAGAUGUGAUGGUGGUGGUUGUGAUGACAGUAGAUGUGAUGGUGGUGGUUGUGAUGACAGCUGAUGUGAUGGUGGUGGUUGUGAUGACAGUAGAUGUGAUGGUAGUGAUGACAGCUGAUGUGAUGGUGGUGGUUGUGAUGACAGCUAAUGUGAUGGUGGUAGUUGUGAUGACAGUGGAUGUGAUGGUUGUGAUGACAAUGGAUGUGAUGGUGGUGGUUUUGAUGAGAGUGGAUGUGGUGGUGGUUGUAAUGACAGCUAAUGUGAUGGUGGUGGUUGUGAUGACAGUGGAUGCGAUGACAGUGGAUGUGAUGGUGGUAGUUGUGAUGAUAGUGGUGGUUGUGAUGACAGCUAAUGUGAUGGUGGUGGUUGUGAUGACAGUGGAUGUGAUGGUGGUGGUUGUGCUAAUAGUGGUGGUGGUUGUGAUGACUGUGGUGGUGGGUGGUAUUGAUGAUAGUGGUGGUGAGGAUAUUACUGGCAACAAUGAUGGUGGUGAUGGUAAUGAUGGUGGUGGUAAUGACAAUGUAGUAGUAGUGAUUGUUUUGUCACAUGGUUAA